Molecule: messenger RNA, 5250 nt
Organism: Cryptotermes secundus
Lineage: Eukaryota; Metazoa; Arthropoda; Insecta; Blattodea; Kalotermitidae
Gene: Vti1a
Product: vesicle transport through interaction with t-SNAREs homolog 1A
Exons: 6
Coding region: 29-769 (246 amino acids)
Biological process (GO): retrograde transport, endosome to Golgi; vesicle fusion with Golgi apparatus; intra-Golgi vesicle-mediated transport
Cellular component (GO): endoplasmic reticulum membrane; late endosome membrane; ER to Golgi transport vesicle membrane
Molecular function (GO): SNARE binding; SNAP receptor activity
Source: RefSeq, a predicted model, not a curated record
UGGAAGAGUUCUAUUUUCAGGGAUCUGUAUGUGCACGCAUGAAAAUAAACGAGAUAUUGUACGAUUUGAGAUUCAAACAAAGAUUUUGACAGACGAAGGAAAAAUGGUGUCGUUGAUAGAGAAUUAUGAGCAACAAUAUGCAGUUUUGACAGCCGAUAUUACUGCCAAAAUCGGAAAAUUAACUUCAUUACACGGCGCUGACAGGAAGUCCCUUGUUCUUGAUGUUGAAAGGCAUGUCGAGGAGGCCCAGGAACUUCUUGAACAGAUGGAACUGGAAGUUCGAGAGGUUGAAGCUUCUGCUCGUCCACGCCUGAGGACACGAGUUGAUAGUUACAGGACAGAACUUGGUAGGCUUAGCCAAGAGUUUGUGAAAGUGCGGAGUCCUCCAUUUCAGGAUGGCUUCUUUGGACAAGAUGAUUUAUAUGGAGGUGGAGUAAGCAUGAAUGAAGAACAGAAAUUGAGACUUCUAGAUAAUUCAGAGAGACUAGAACGAACAGGACGCCAUCUUACAACAGGUUAUAGAAUUAUUCUGGAGACAGAAGAAAUUGGAUCUCAAGUGUUACAGGAUUUACAUGCUCAACGUGAAACAAUUCAGAAAUCUCGAAGUAGGUUGCGAGAAACAGAUGCUGAGCUGGGGCGAAGUUCGAGGAUUGUCAGUGGGAUGAUAAUGCGGUCUAUGCAGCAUCGCCUUAUCUUGUUCGGUGUAGCUGUUGUAUUUGUUAUUGUUAUUGUGUUAAGUAUUUAUUUUACAUUUAGCAAGUACACAUAGUCUCAAUCACGUCCCUGCAAUCAGCUAAAUAUUUCUUGGGGUAUAUAGGCACAAGUUCAUAACUGAAAUAAUAUUAAUAGCAACCCUACUGAAUGGAGGUCAUAACUGUAAGAGGAAGGUUGUGAGAAUAGUAAAUAUUGAGUGAAUUGGCAACACUGAGUUUGGUUACAUUAAUCAUAGAGUAAACCUGAGGCCUAGUAACUUUAGUUAAUUAUCUCCUUAUUAUGACUCAGUAUCAGGCUUAUGCUGUGAUCACUUUGUAUGUAAAAUAUUUUUAAAACUUAAGGUAAUUACACCUUUUUCUAGACUGGUUCAAUGAACCAUAACCCAGAUAAGUCCAUGAAGAUGAAUUUUGUUUCCCAACAGGUGAAUUUCUAAGAGUAAUAUUGUCCUAAAAAUGGGUUAGCAGAUAUCACAGUCCUCUAAUAUGAAAGUCAAAUGGUUUUCUUCAUCCCUUUGUAGUCUGGUGUUUUGUUGUGCGUGUAAUUUGGGAUACGUUACUGUUUCAUGAUAUAAAAUUUUAUAGUAAACCCAAAGAUCAAAGGUAUCUAAAAAUCUGUACCAUUUGUUCAAAAAUACAUGACUCACAUACUGCCCAUAGUAAAAGUUCUGACUUCAGUCCUCAUUGUAAUUUUUGUACAAUAUCACCAUAACAUCAUGUGCCUGUAGGAGAAUUACUGAAUGUAUUCAUUCAUGAUAAUUAACUCUUCAGCUUACAGAUACUGAAUUACAGCUUGUGUCAAGUUUCAACUUUGGUGGAAGCUGCCAUUAACUGACACUUGUGUUGCCAGUCCACUUUACUGCAUGUUGUGUGAUACAGAAACAGACAUUUAUUAUAUUUUUAUAUUACUUUUACUUAAUUUAUUCAUUAUUUAAUUUUAAUACUGCUCAUAUUAGAGGCAAUCAUGUUUUAACAUAUUUAUCAAGCAUUUUGAGGUUAUCUAGUGUUAAUAAUGUUUUGUUUAUUUCUGUUAUUUUUCUAAGAUCAAUUUGAUGCUUUGUAUUGAGCUGUAAGGCACUAUAUGAGGUAAAACAAACUGAGUGAAGUCAACUGUGGCCAUUAGAAUGUACUUUAGUUGUGUCCUAGUGAUGAACAUACUCUUCUUUCUAGGACAUUGUCUGUCAGUGCUCCUCUGAGGUGAUCAUUAGAGAAUAAUUUUAUUUAUAAAUCUUCUUUUUAUUGUCAUUAUUCUGCUUAAUAGAUAUUUAAUAAAUAAACGCUUUAUAUAUCUGGAAAGAAUAAUGAAAUUUGUGUUGACCAUAAGAAAUCUUUUCUAACAGUGCAGUGAGGGUGGGAUAUAUUGCAAGAAUUUGGGACUUGAAAUGGAAUAUAAUUAUUAUGCAAAUUUAAAUUAAUCUGUCCCACUAAUAUUCUAGACACAAAAUGUAAUGUAACAAGCCAUGCAUGGAAGUUGUAACUUGUUUAAAGAGCAAGACCUAGGAAAUGUCAGUAGUAAUUAAUUAACCCACUGGCAUACUACCUUGAUGGCUGUUACCUGCCUGCUUGUUUAGGUUACACCAGCAAAUUGACAGCUGUGAUAUGUCACCAGACAAAAUUAAGAACGGAUUACUUCUUGGACAACAGAAAUAAACCUAUAUAGAAAUUUCUGUGAUAAUUUUGAGCUGUUUAUUUUGAAAUUUGUUAACUAAAUAGUCAAUAGGAUUUCAGUAAUAUAGCUGUGGUUUAGUGUAAUGCUUGACUCUGCUCCUAAACUUCAUAUUUUCUUCUAUGUUACUAUCACAUACUAGCAUUUCUUUGAUUCUGCAACAUGAAAAUCUCAGUUUCAUUUCUAUGGUAUAUAAUGUACAUAGAGUUUCUAACCAGUUAUACAUAUACGUAUUUUACAGUCGUUAUUUAUUUGCUGUUAUGUCUUCCAGUAUUUAGAGUAGGGGAAGGCAGGAACUGUUACUAAGAAAGAUUAUCAUUGUUAUCAAUAUUACAAGACAGUGGUUUACAGAUCUUUUGGUUUACCUUAAAAUAAGUAAUCAACCUCUGACGAUAAUUUAGUUCAAAGCAUUGGAGUUAUUUUUCUGUAUAUAUUUCAUGCUUACAGUGCACAGUGUAUGGUCUUAUUGCAGUUAGAGCAGAAAUAUGAAGGACCCAAUCAUGGUAAUCUCUUGUAAUACAAAUUGUAGUUAUAUUUUUAAAAAAAAUAUUUCCAACACUCCAGUACAUUCCAGUGAAUAAUUUUAUGAGACAUGACUAUGUAUGUUUCUUUAAACAAAUAUUACCUGAAGAGUGCCUACAGCAUUUAUGGAAAUUGAUAUCUGAAGAAACCAGAUUGUAUGUUUCGGUUACAUUCAUUCCUUAUACUUGUUUGCAACAUAAUUAUCCUGGAUUUUUUUCAUCUUGCCUUCAUAAUAUUCAGUUUUACUUAUUUAAUUCUAUGGUCUAUUUCAUAUGUUCGUCAGUAAAGAGGAGUUUUCUCUCUUUCCUACAAUACACUUGCUUGUUUCAUGGGUACGUGGGCAGUUUUGUUCAAUCACUUUUCUACCCAGUGUGUACAAGUAUUUCAGAAGAUGAGUCCAGUUUUCUAUAUUUUUUAAAACAAAUUAGAUGCAAAAUAUGUUAGCCUUUCAAGAAUAACUCAAGGAUUGGGUGGGCAAGCUGUAAGGAUGACUUGUUCCCACACAGGUAACUUCACUUUUUUGUAAGAGUGCGAGGAGUAUUGCUAAUGGUAACAGUACAUGCUUUUAAGAUUUUUUUCCUUGGCACUACAGCCCCAGUGGGCCUAGGCCUACCUUCAUGAACUUCUCUGUUCACUUCAGUGCUUUUAAGAUUACUACAGAAUUUAAAUACAUCUAAUUGGGUAUUAUAUUCAUGACAUACUUUAAUUUUGAGACAAAAUUUGGAAUAAGAGUUUUUUUUUUCCCAAGUAUUUCUAUAUGUGAAAUUUAAAUUACACUAUAUUUUACUGAGGCUGUCACAGUUUGUUAUUAAUUUGCUUUAUUUAAGUUUAGGCAUGCAUUAUUAUGCUGUUCAUGGAACUUUCUUCUUGUAACCACUGAGUUUUGUUAUACUGCCCUCACUAAAGUAUUCAAAUAUGCUUUUGUCACAAAGAAUAAGCCAAAAUUUAAACAUGAGAUGAAAAUGGGUUUUUCACAUAUUUCAGGUUCUUCAUGACCAAUAUAUUGUUAUGUGUUUUUAAUCAAAUUACAAAAUUUACAUUCCAUUAUCACAUGUUUUUUCUUUCCUUCAUAAGCACUUUAAUGUCAUUUUCUUUUGUGGAUAAUUUUAUGAUAUCAUUGAAUGAUGUGACUGGUGAAUAAUGAAUUGGAAAGGAUUUAGGUGGAAAGAGGCGUAGCCUAAAUGAGGUACUAUCCCAGCAUUUGCUUGGAGGUACUGAAGAAACCAUGAAAUCCUCAAUCAGGAUAGGCAGUGUCGCACCUAGAUUCGAAUCUAGCAUCUCCUGAAUAUAAGUGUGUUACUGCUACACCAGUCUGCUUUGUAUAGUUUCAUGUCAUAAUCUGAUUCAGUUAAGAACUUAGUACUGGAGAAAGUGGCAAUGUUUAUCACUUUACCAUUGUCAUAUUCUUGUAUUCAUGAAUUUUUGUGUCAACACAAUAUUUGCUAAUGCUUCUGUCAUUGAUAUGAUUAGACAUGUGAAUUGUAUCUGAAAUCACUUUCGACAUGAAGAUGGAAACAUAUUUUAUAAACAGCUUGGAAGAAUGUUUUACCGAUUCCACAUAGUUACCAAAUACGGGGAACAAAAUGUAAUAGUGUUUUAUUCUGAAAAUUUCAUGAUUCUGUAAUGCAGUAAAUUGAAUCUUGACUUAGAUAUUUAUUAUUGCCUGCAUACGAAAGCAGAGAGAACAAUUUUCAGCAUAUGAUUGCUGUUUUUCUUAUAUAAAUAAGCACUAUUUGGGGGGAUAAAAAGAGUUUUAAGUGCCAAUAUAUAUCAUGAAAAGUAACUGUACAUUCUAAAUAAUAUAUGAAUAAAAAUGUAUGAAAAAUAUAUGUUUCUGUUAUUUCUGUAUCCUCCUGUUCCAUAACUACACAUAGAUAUUUAAUUCUAAAUGCAAUUCUUAAAAUCAUUAAUGGUUCCUCAGGGCUCAAGAACUGAACUGGCCAAUACACUGCUUGAUUUCAUCAUGAUUAUGUUUUAAAUUUCAUGCAAUAUACCAAGUACAACUUCUGAGCAUAUGUUUUUUUUUAAAAGACGUUACUUUUAUAUUUUUCAGUAUACGUUAGAAGCUUACUAGUUCAUAAUAAGUAUUUUUAAUCAAUAUCAAUGGUGACCUCAAAGAGGUCUGCUAUAAAGUCUGGUCGAGUAGAGUAUGCAGUGUUUUUGUUAUAACCAGAAAAUGUGAUUUGGUUGUGAAUAACUUCAGUAUUAAAGAGAAAACACAUUAGAUUGUGAAAUUAAGUUUUUAGGGAAGUCUUUCCGAAAGGAUGUGUAUAUACAUAUAAUUGUAUAGUUCCUUAGAGGCAUUAUUUAUAUCGAAGUAUGUUUUGUUAUAUUUUUGGUUAGAGUGCCUAA